Molecule: messenger RNA, 3702 nt
Organism: Myotis brandtii (Brandt's bat)
Lineage: Eukaryota; Metazoa; Chordata; Mammalia; Chiroptera; Vespertilionidae
Gene: HELQ
Product: helicase, POLQ-like
Exons: 18
Coding region: 368-3598 (1076 amino acids)
Molecular function (GO): nucleic acid binding; ATP binding
Source: RefSeq, a predicted model, not a curated record
CGUCCGCACAAGUCCUUUCCGGUGCUCCCGGGUGAGCCCGAGGACUCGCGUCCAAGGUUCCGCGAGCCAAUGCCGGGGCCGUAGACCGUGUUCACUGCGUUUGCGCAAUCCCUUUACGUGCCCGCCCUCGCCGCGCCGCAAGCCCGCGGCACCUACGAUUGGACGGGAGGAAGGCGGGCUGCCACGCUGGUGCCCCCACUUCCGGCCCGGGAGCAAUUAAUUUGUGGUCUUUCCCAAAGGUGGAUGGAGAGGCGAGCGAUUUCGGCCGCUGUCGCUACUGCUGCCCUCCCCUCCACUCAGCGCUGCUCUGGGGUUUGGCGCCUGGGUCACCGGGGACGUCCCUCGGGCAGGGCCCUCGGCCCCUGCCAUGGAUGAAGGCAGUUCCCGCAUCCGCCGGCGGGUGUCUGUCCGCAAAAGGAACCGUCCCAGCCUAGAGAUCCUUCUUCCCGCCCCCACCGCGGACGAGCUCAAGCCGGGCGAUGACGAGAAGGCGGAGGAGGAGGAGGAGGAGGAGAUGGGGGCUGGAAGCCCGCGACGGAAAACUGUGGGCGUACAACCGGUCGAGAAUAAUGAAAGUGAAGAGGACAUGUUUGGUGACUAUGAUAGCUUUGCUGAAAAUUCUCUUAUAGCUCAAGUUGAUGACCUGGAACAAAAAUAUAUGCAACUUCCUGAAAAUAAGAAGCAUGAUACAGACCUUGCCACCGAAGAUCUUUGUUCAGAAAACAUCAGACAUAACCAACUCAGCAUUACUACUAUAGGCAGCUUUACUGAAUUAAUAACAGAUGAGCACACAAAAAAUCAGAGUGGGCAUGAAGAUAUCUCUAUUGAACCUGGAGCUGAUCUUUUGUAUGAAUUGCCUUCUUCACAGGUUUUAUACUUUGAAAAUUUGCAGAACUCUUCAAAUGAAUUGGGCAAUCAGUCUACUAAAGAGAGGGAUUGGAACUCAUCCUCUCACAAGACUGUGAGUGAGGAAUUGCCCCAAAAUAGCAUAGAGCAACCCCAACAAAAUGAUGAAUUCUCUUCUAAAGUCAGAACUAGUUCAGAUGUGAAUAGGAGAAAAAGUCUUAAAGAUCAUCUAAAAAGUGCCAUGACUGUCAAUGCAAAGGCCCAAAUGCCAAUAUUUUCUAGGACUAAACAGCUCAAGGAGACUCACCUGUCCGAAGAAAUUAAUGUUGCUAAGAAAGCAAUUGAGUCAUCAUCAGAUGAUGUUGGUCCCUUUUAUUCAUUACCCAGCAAAGUGAGAGACCUUUAUGUUCAGUUCAAAGGAAUUGAAAAAUUAUAUGAAUGGCAACAUACUUGCUUAACCUUGACUUCUGUGCAAGAAAGAAAAAAUUUAAUAUAUUCCUUGCCAACUAGUGGUGGAAAAACCCUUGUGGCUGAGAUUUUAAUGCUACAAGAACUGCUUUGCCGGCGCAAAGACGUUUUAAUGAUCCUACCAUAUGUGGCAAUUGUCCAAGAAAAGAUUUCAGGUUUGUCAAGCUUUGGUAUAGAACUGGGUUUCUUUGUUGAAGAAUAUGCCGGAAGCAAAGGAAAAUUUCCUCCAAUUAAAAGAAGGGAAAAGAAAUCACUAUACAUUGCCACUAUUGAAAAAGGACAUGGUCUGGUCAACUCCUUGAUUGAAACUGGAAGGAUUAGCAGUCUGGGUCUGGUUGUUGUAGAUGAGUUGCACAUGAUUGCUGAAGGAAGCCGUGGGGCUAUACUGGAAAUGACCCUAGCAAAAAUCCUCUACACUAGUAAAACAACUCAAAUUAUUGGUAUGAGUGCAACUUUGAACAAUGUUGAAGACCUGCAAGAAUUCCUUCAAGCAGAAUAUUACACCAGUCAGUUCAGGCCAGUUGAAUUAAAAGAAUAUCUGAAAAUAAAUGAUUCAAUAUAUGAGGUUGACAGCAAAGCUGAAAAUGGCAUGACUUUUUCACGUCUCCUUAAUUAUAAGUAUUCUGAUGCUCUGAAAAAGAUGGAUCCUGAUCACUUGGUAGCAUUGGUGACAGAAGUUAUUCCCAAUAAUUCCUGCUUAGUUUUUUGUCCCACUAAGAAGAACUGUGAAAAUGUAGCAGAAAUGAUAUGCAAAUUUUUAAGCAAGGACUAUCUGAAACACAGGGAAAAAGAAAAACAGGAGGUAAUUAAGAACUUGAAGAGUAUCAGCAGUGGCAACUUGUGUCCUGUUUUAAAGCGCACUAUCCCAUUAGGAGUUGCUUAUCACCAUAGUGGUUUAAUGAGUGAUGAAAGGAAACUCUUGGAGGAAGCUUAUUCCACAGGAGUUCUCUGCCUUUUGACCUGCACAUCCACCCUAGCAGCAGGUGUUAACCUACCAGCUCGAAGAGUUAUUUUGAGAGCCCCCUAUGUUGCUAAGGAAUUUUUAAAGAGAAGUCAAUAUAAACAGAUGAUUGGCAGAGCUGGCCGUGCUGGAAUAGAUUCUGUUGGGGAGAGUAUCCUUAUAUUGCAAGAAAAAGACAAGCAACAGGCAUUGGAGUUAAUAAGCAGACCAUUGGAAAACUGUUACAGCCAUCUUGUUCAAGAAUUCACCAAGGGAAUCCAAACGUUGUUUCUCUCAUUGAUUGGUUUGAAGAUUGCAACACAUCUUGGUGACAUAUAUCACUUUAUGAGUGGUACCCUUUUUGGUGUUCAGCAAAAGAUUUUGUUGAAAGAAAAAAGUCUCUUGGAAAUAACUGUUGAAUCACUUAGAUACCUGACAGAAAAAGGACUCCUACAAAAAGAUACCAUUUUGACAGAAAACGUACUUACACAAAAAGAUGCUUGUUAUAAGUCCGAAGAAUGGUUCCAGUAUAGUUUUCAUAUCACAAAGUUGGGACGAGCUUCUUUUAAAGGAACUAUAGAUUUGGCUUAUUGUGACAUUCUCUACAGAGAUUUGCAGAAAGGUCUUGAAGGCCUUGUGCUUGAAAGCCUUCUUCAUCUAAUUUACCUAACCACUCCCUACGAUAUGGCUUCUCAGCGUGACCCUGAUUGGAUGAUAUACUUCAAACAGUUUAACCAGCUCAGUCCAGCAGAACAAAAUGUGGUUGCUCUUGUCGGAGUCUCUGAAAACUAUAUUGGGAAGAAGGCAUCAGGUCAAGCUAUCAAGAAGACGGUGGACAAGAACAUAGUGAAUAGACUAUACCUGUCUUUUGUUCUUUAUGCCUUGCUCAAAGAGACCAGCAUUUGGAGUGUGUCUGAAAAAUUCAAUAUGCCUCGAGGAUAUAUACAAAGUCUUCUCACUGCAGCUGCCACCUUCUCAUGUUGUGUGUUACAUUUCUGUGAGGAACUUGAGGAGUUUUGGGUUUAUAAAGCCCUUUUGGUAGAACUUACCAAGAAACUGACCUACUGUGUAAAGGCAGAACUAAUCCCUCUCAUGGAAGUGACUGGAGUUUUAGAGGGUCGGGCAAAACAGUUAUACAAUGCAGGUUAUAAAAGUCUAGCACACUUAGCUAAUGCAAAUCCUGAAGUGCUAAUAAAGACAAUUGAUCAUUUAUCAAGACGCCAGGCCAAGCAAAUUGUUUCAUCAGCAAAGAUGCUGUUGCAUGAAAAAGCAGAGGCUUUGCAAGGAGAAGUAGAAGAGCUAUUGAGAUUACCUGCUGAUUUCCCUCCUGUUGAAAAGGCAUGAAGUGUGUCUGAUGAGCAUUGUCAAAUAUGAAUGACUUCUCUUUUUAUGAAUUAUUUCUUGUAUAUAUGUUUUAUUAAAGAUUCCUUAUUAUUUAUACAUGAAAA